AUGAGUUCCAUUGACACGUCCUACAACCCACUCCCCGGCACGGAGCGCGCCUCAGCCGAGUCACCGCCCUCUUCCGGAUGGGCCUACGCGCCAGGGACAGCGGAAACCAAGCCCCAUCCGGCCUACAAGGAAACCCCGCUCGCCCGCACGUCUUGGCAGCAGCAGCAGCCAUGGGCCACGUCGCUGCUGGGGUGGCUGCCGGAGCUCCUCUGGUGCGCCGUGAGCGUCGCCUCGGUCGCCGCCCUCGCCGGGGUCCUGAGCCGAUUCGACAACCAGCCGUUGCCGCGGUGGCCGCUCGGACUGACGCUCAACACCCUGAUCGCUUUCCUCGCGACCCUGGCGCGGGCCUCCUUCAUCAUCCCCGUCUCCGAGAGCGUUUCGCAGCUGAAGUGGCUCUGGUACCGCGACGCGCCGCGGCCCCUGAAGGACUUUCAGGACUUUGACGCGGCCAGCCGGGGGGCGUGGGGGAGUUUGCAGCUGUUGAAGACGACGAGGGGCUGGUCUCCCAGUGUCAUCUCGAUGGUGGUCCUCGUCUCGGCCAUCUUCACCUCGACUUUGACGCAGUCCGUGGUAACGUAUCCGGUCCGCCUCACGCCUGUCGAGGGGACCGCCGUCGUGUCCCGCUCGACUUCGUUUUACUUCAGCACCGCCAACGUCUUCGCGGGUGGUAAGGCCCAUCUUCUCCGCCUCGACGGACUCUUGUCGCUGACCCGGCUUCUUCCAGUCACCCAGCAGCACUACACUCAGCAGUCCAUCUUCGAGGGCCUGAGCUACAGCCACACGCAGGAGUUCCCACUCAGCCCGGCACGCUGCCCCACGAGCGAAUGCAGGUGGGAUGCGUACAGCUCGCUGAGCGUCUGCGCCAAGUUCUGGAACGUCACCGACUCGCUCAACGUUACCGUCAAGAAGAGGCCCACACCGCCGUCGUCGGUCCUCGCCGAGCUCCCGAACGGGGUCUCCGCCAACCUGACCGGCAACUACCAGGGCAUGGUCGUCCUGCGAGGCACGAGCCGGCCCAUCGCCUCCGACGUCCACCCGGAGGCGUCCCUCCUCAACUUCACCGUCCUGUACUCACUGCGGAACAGCCCCACCGAGAGGGUCGGCGCCGCGGAGGCGGUGCUCUACUUAUGCGCCAAGACGUACGACCUCGCCUUCGUCGACAACGUCGAGUCCAGGACGGUAGCGGGCGUCACGACCGAUGUGGAGCUGGGGUCGGUGGCGCUGCCGGGAACGGAGAUGCGGCGCGAGCUGCCGGCCAUCAGAGACCCCCUCGGCGCCGGGAACUUUCCGUUUGGCGGAACGGGGCUCGCUGCGGUGACGGAGAGCCUGGCGUACGCACUCAACGGCUCGUACGCGGACUUGAGCGGCGACCCGAGCGCGCUCGGGCUGGCGCCGGCCCGGUACCUGGCCGCGCUGCAGUACGGGGCCGAGACGCUCGAGUCGCAGGGGCGGCCGAACGUCUCGCAGGAGACCGUCAUCAAUGAAUCGAUUGCAAACAUCACGAAUAACAUUGCGAGGAGCUUGUCGAACCGGAUUACCAAAGACGCCGCCACCAACAUCACGGGCGAGGCCCUGGCAGCCGAGACGUUCGUCCAGGUCCGGUGGCCCUGGCUUGCCUUCAUAUCCUCACAGGUGGCCCUCUCGAUCGUGUUGCUGGCCACCGCUAUCGUGGGGACCAAGCGGGCGGGACUUGGCGUGGUGAAGAGCUGCACGCUGCAGGCGUUUGUUGCCAUCAACUCCAAGGACAAGCAGGCACUGGAGAUCUCUCUGGCGCAGCAGCGGCACCAGCGCGAGGUCGACAGUAUCGUCGAGAGGGGGCUCGGGAUAGCCUGGCGGCUAGGCAUGACGGACCACGGUUGGAAGCUUGGCCUCUAG
This is a messenger RNA of Colletotrichum graminicola M1.001, 1875 nucleotides long. RefSeq lists its product as uncharacterized. The transcript is spliced from 3 exons. Bases 1 to 1875 code for a protein of 624 amino acids. NCBI's taxonomy places the organism in Eukaryota, Fungi, Ascomycota, Sordariomycetes, Glomerellales, Glomerellaceae. The record is from RefSeq and is a predicted model, not a curated record.